Molecule: messenger RNA, 576 nt
Organism: Pseudozyma flocculosa PF-1
Lineage: Eukaryota; Fungi; Basidiomycota; Ustilaginomycetes; Ustilaginales; Ustilaginaceae
Exons: 3
Coding region: 1-576 (191 amino acids)
Biological process (GO): protein insertion into mitochondrial inner membrane
Cellular component (GO): TIM22 mitochondrial import inner membrane insertion complex
Molecular function (GO): transmembrane protein transporter activity
Source: RefSeq, a predicted model, not a curated record
AUGCCGCUGCCGCUCACGACACCCGUCUACCUCCCCGGGCAGGAGCCGCUGCCGCCGGGCGCCACCGAGGCCGACCGCGAGCAGAUGGCGCAGAUGAACAAGUGGACAAAGACGGCAAACGGCCUCAUGGAGUCGUGCCCCGUCAAGUGCGCCCUCUCGGGCGCCGCCGGCUUCGGCCUCGGUGCCUUUUUCAGCCUGCUCAGCACCUCGUUUGCCGUCGACGACCCGCUCCGGAAUACCACCGUCGCAAAGGCGGGCGGCGGCACCGUCGCCGCCACCGAGCUCUCGACCGCACAGCAGACCAAGCUCUUUUUCAAGGAGACCGGAAAGGGCAUGUACCGCAGCGGAAGGGGCUUUGGAAAGGUGGGAGCGCUCUAUGCUGGAAUCGAGUGCUGCGUCGAGUCGUACCGGGCCAAGAACGACCUCGCCAACCCCGUCAUCGCCGGCAUGAUGGCUGGCACCCUCCUGGCGCGCAACGCAGGUCCCCAGGCCAUGAUUGGCGGCGGCAUCGCCUUUGCCGCCUUCAGCGGUGCCAUCGAUCUCUACUUCAGGAGAGAGACACCCGACGACGACUGA